Molecule: messenger RNA, 2551 nt
Organism: Archocentrus centrarchus (flier cichlid)
Lineage: Eukaryota; Metazoa; Chordata; Actinopteri; Cichliformes; Cichlidae
Product: arachidonate 12-lipoxygenase, 12R-type-like
Exons: 15
Coding region: 86-2098 (670 amino acids)
Biological process (GO): lipid oxidation
Molecular function (GO): oxidoreductase activity, acting on single donors with incorporation of molecular oxygen, incorporation of two atoms of oxygen; protein binding; iron ion binding
Source: RefSeq, a predicted model, not a curated record
CGUGGGGGCAACUUUGACAGAACAGUUAUUCUAAGGGACUUCUUCAUCUCACUGACAAAGGAUUUGAUCACAUUCAAGAGGGAAAAUGGUGGCGUAUGAAGUGACUGUAUUCACUGACAAUCGUUUUAAUUCCACCACUUUAAACAAUGUCUUCAUUAAGCUGGUGGGCACAGGUGGGGAGAGCGAUCGAAAGUGGCUCAUGAGCUUGAAAGGGGCUUCAUCCUUCGUCAGAGGAGCAGUAUCAAGUUUUACUGUGUCCUGCUCCACUUCCCUUGGAAAACUUGUGCUGAUAGAACUAGACAAACAGCCUCUCCCGCUGUUCCCGGAUGAUGCUUGGUUCUGUGCCAAGGUGGAGGUGAAAUCCCCUGAGGGAGACACCUACAACUUUCCCAUCUAUCGCUGGAUCACUGACAGCAAGGUGUACCGCUUCAAAGAUGGAAAAGCUCUGAGAGUCUUUGAAGACAACCAUCAUCUUGGCAGGGAGAGCCGACAGCAGGAGCUUAAGCAGCGAAAGGAAGACUAUUGUUGGGAUGUGUAUGUAGAGGGAAUGCCCCACUCUAUAAAGGCAGAGAACCCACUUUCACUGCCAAGUGAGGUCCGCUUCUCCUUCACCAAAACCACAGAGUUUCUCUACACUGCUUCCACGGGACUGACUGAGCUAAAACUGAAGGGACUGGAUAACUGUAAGAAGAAGUGGGAUAAUAUUGACAGCAUCCGUCGGGUGUUUUGCUGCAAAAAGACUGCCAUAUCAGAAUAUGUUCAAGACCAUUGGAGAGAGGAUGAUUUCUUUGGCUACCAGUUUCUAAAUGGUGCCAACCCCAUGUUGAUCCAGCGUUGUACAGCCCUGCCCAGUAACUUCCCUGUCACUGAUGACAUGGUGUUCCCCCACGGUCGGUGUAGCCUGGCAGAUGAAAUGAAGAAAGGAAACAUAUUCCUGUGUGACUACAAGCGUUUGGAUGGACUGAAAACAAACACCAUCAAUGGGAAGAAGCAGUACUUGAUGGCGCCUCUCGUCCUGCUCCACAAAGCUUCUGAUGAUAAACUAAUGCCGAUUGCUAUUCAGCUGAAGCAGACUCCAUCAGAUGACAAUCCAAUCUUCCUUCCUACUGAUUCUGAGUACGACUGGUUGAUCGCAAAGAUUUUUGUGAGAAGUGCCGAAUUCAGCGAGCAUCAACUCAAUGUUCACCUGCUGCGCACACACUUGCUGGCUGAAGUUUUUGCAGUGUCACUGCUGCGCAACGUGCCCAUGGUUCAUCCUCUGUACAAGCUUCUCAAACCUCACACACGCUACACUCUGCAGAUCAACUACUUAGCUCGAAAUCUUCUCAUUUCUAAGACUGGAUCUUUCACUCAGUUUGCAGCAUCUGGUGGAGAGGGCAUGAUUACAGCCCUGAAGAGGUCAUUGUCCUCAAUAACCUACAGCUCCCUCUGUAUACCAGAAGACAUUGCUGAACGUGGCCUGGAGACUGUGCCAAACUUCUACUACAGAGAUGAUGGGCUAAAGGUUUGGGAUAUCAUCCACAGGUUUGUGGAGGGAAUUCUCAGCUACUACUACAAGGCCGACAGUGAGGUUGAGCGGGACUCUGAACUUCAGAAGUGGAUUUUGGAAAUUUUUGAACAUGGGUUCCUUUCUCAAGCAGGCACAGGAAUUCCUCAGAGAUUUACCAGUGUGACUGAGCUGGUCAAGUUUGUCACUAUGGUGAUCUUCAUUUGCUCAGCCCAGCACGCAGCUGUGAACUGUGGACAGUAUGACUAUGGUGGCUGGAUGCCCAACACUCCCAUCUCCCUGCAACUUCCACCACCGACCAAAAAGGGGACAACAAGUGAGGCCACGAUGCUGUCAACCUUCCCUGAUGUCAAUGUAACAGUUCAGGGCAUGGCUGUCGUGUGGCUACUCAGCAAGCAGUCCAGUGACUUUGUCCCUCUUGGCCAGUACCCGGAGGACCAUUUCACUGAAAAGAUUCCCCGCAAGAUAAUAAAGGAUUUUCAGAGGGAGCUUCACGAGUUAAGUGUAGCCAUCAAAGCCAGAAACAAGAGCUUGAAGGUGCCAUACACAUACAUGGAUCCAUCAGAGGUAGAAAAUAGUGUGGCAAUUUGAGUAUUAAGAGGACAGACUUCCUCAGCUGUGGGCAAAAUUCAACUUCCUCUUCAAAAGAGAGCAGGGAAAGAACUUGCUGUUUCUGAUCAUUGUAAACUGAUCUGUGAAUUUUAAGCAAAAGUUUUUGGCUUUUCUGUAUUAUCUGCCAUCACUGGACUAUUGUUUUAUGCUUAAUUAUGUCUCAACACAAUAAUCAAUUCAAGAUAUUUCUUCCCCGUAACUGUAUUUUAGCUGUUUGCCUUGCAUUGAUGGACUGAGUUAGAGACUGAUUUCUUUGUGAGUCUGUUCUGAGCCAGUUAAAAUUAAACAUUGCUAAACAUUAUUGUACAUUUUUGCUAAAGAAAAAAAAAAUCAUAGCUUAUAUUUUCAUUAUUUUAAUGUUUUAAUCAAAACUGAUUUGAAUAUCUUCAUUUAACAGAUUUAACAAAAAAAUAAACACAUCUGCGAUUACGC